ACGCGUUUACUGUACAGUGGGGAGUACAAUAAACUACACUAUAGAGAGUCCAAAUCUCACCGAUAUCGUAAUAUAUUUUUCAUAUUUUACACGUCCACGUUUUACUAUGCUACUUCGAGAUUACUAUUUAUCUGUAUUAUGCAAAAUAGGAAGUGAAAUACUAUCUUGAAAAGAUGUCAAAUUCGCUUGUACGUAAAGGACUUGAGUUAUUAGGUUACGAGAAGAAAAUAAAACGAGAAAAGAAGAAAAGAAAACAUACAAAUUAUAAAGGUGCACUAGAUCUAAUUCCUGCGAAACACAGAAUAUUAUCAGGGAACGAUAAGUCAGCUCUUGGUACAAUUCUUGGCCGAUCAAGCAAAGUGACCGUUUAUGAAACACAGAAAAAGUUGGCAACACAAGAAGAUCCAACAGACGAAAAUGUACAAAGACUUUUAAUGCUAAGUAGGAACCAUAUUGAUGAAAAGACAAUAAAUAAGUUAAUUGAUCGAGCUGUGAAGAAAAGAUAUAUUCCAAAACCACAGAAACCUAAAGAACCUGAAACUACAGCAUUUACUGAAGAAGAUUUCAAGAAAUUUGAAAAAGAAUAUGUAGAUCAGUAAUGUUUAAUUCAAUAUUUAAAUACUUUUAAGUUAACUA
This is a messenger RNA of Megachile rotundata (alfalfa leafcutting bee), 636 nucleotides long. RefSeq lists its product as uncharacterized. Lineage: Eukaryota; Metazoa; Arthropoda; Insecta; Hymenoptera; Megachilidae. Gene Ontology annotation, cellular component: nucleolus. The record is from RefSeq and is a predicted model, not a curated record. Gene Ontology annotation, molecular function: enzyme binding.